AUGUUCGCGUUUGCCCAAAAGCUCGUGUCGCAGGCUGAUAAGUAUAUCAACGAGGCCCGUGAUGAGGUUGACGAUCAGCCAUGCUCUCACGGGUUCAGAAUACUACACGUCGAGCCCAAUUCAAUUGCACAGAAGGCUGGCCUUGAAGCUCUCUACGAUUUCAUCAUCGCUGUUGAUGGAGAGACCGUGGACCAUGAGACACAGGAACACAACCCUUACGCCAGACAAUCACUUGACCAACCCGUUCAGGCACCCGUCGAUCGACUUACCCAACGACUUACUGGUGACAAUGUGACCCUGACUGUGUUCUCUUCCAAGGGACACACUGUCCGAAACGUCCAGGUUGAUGCCAGCACCGCCAAGCCUGAGUUUACCGAACCCGAUGCCAUUCAGCUGGACUCUGUGCAUGGAGGAGAUUUCGUUCGUGGCAACGAGUACGACAAGGAGGCCCUCAAGGAGGCCAGCACACCACCAGGACUGGGUGUCAGUCUUCAGUACACUCCUCUCGAUGUCGGUGACUACGUGUGGCACGUUCUUGACGUGGCCCCUAACUCUCCUGCCGAGCGAGCUGGUCUCAUUGCCCACUCUGACUACAUUGUUGGUGGCUCUGGCGGGUUGUUGGCCUCUGGAGGAGAGGAUCUGCUUUCGCGAGUCGUGGCUGUGCACUACUCUCGACAAGAAGACUGCCCCAUUCAGCUCUUUGUUUACAACUCCGACUACAACAUCACUCGGCCUGUUCUUAUUAUGCCCAUGAGAGGUUGGGGAGGCGCGGGUCUUCUUGGCUGUGGUGUCGGGUAUGGCCUUCUUCACCGACUGCCUGAGUUCCUGGGAGUUAACAGACCCGGCGACACUGUCUUCAACGCCGACGAACGAGCAUCAGCAUCACCUGCCCCCCCUCAGUCUUACCAGGCUCCUCCCCAAGGCGGUAUUCCUGCUGUUGCUUACCAACCACCUUCCGCAUACGCUCCUCCUCCCCCCACCGGUGGUCCUCGGCGGGCCAAGAAGCCUGCUACUGCCAUAAACGACUUCAGCGAUUACUUUGCUGAGCAAGAGAAGUCUUCUCGAGAGGCUGACCGAAUUUCUCUUGCUGCCCAGCCUGUCAAGGACAUCCCCCCUCCUCCCAAGAAGGCGUAA
Yarrowia lipolytica CLIB122 is the source of this 1134-nucleotide messenger RNA. RefSeq lists its product as uncharacterized. Gene Ontology annotation, biological process: Golgi organization. The record is from RefSeq and is a predicted model, not a curated record. Gene Ontology annotation, molecular function: protein binding. NCBI's taxonomy places the organism in Eukaryota, Fungi, Ascomycota, Dipodascomycetes, Dipodascales. Gene Ontology annotation, cellular component: Golgi apparatus.